ACAGAAGGUGUGGCUGACAUUCUGCUAAUGAACUCAGGAAGAAAGCGGAGAUAAAUCAGUCACCGUCAGUUGUUAUCUUUAUAUUAAUUAACCAUGAGUACUGCAAGUAAAGGUAGAACGGAAAAUAUUUCUAAUGUCUUAUUACGUGUACCUAUUCUAACCUACGCAAUCAUCACCGUUUCACUGCCGGGUGCAGCUCUGUUCCUAUGUUUUGUAACUGCCGUAAUAUUUCAAUAUGAAGACGUUAAUGACACUCAAUGUAAUGUCACAAACUUUGUGCCAUCAAUCAGUGCAGUAACAGGGAUCAGACCACAGACAUAUUUAUGGCGUAUUUGUAUAGCUUUACACUCGGCACCUAGAUUCGCUAUAGCUGUGGUAUAUUUUAACUACUACAAGAACCUCCAACACUUAAUCUCUACAAAAUAUCUCACAUUGUUUAAUGUCUUACUUCACGUCAACUUCUGGUUUAAUACUAUCGAGAAUUCUAGUCUGGUCGGAGUUACUUACAUCUCAAACAAAGAAAAUUAUCCUGUACAUGAGAAGAUAUUUAUAGUUUUUAUGGUGUUAUCUCUAUGUUAUAUGUUAAUUAAUACAAUAUUAUUUAGAUGGACAAGAACAUCAACAUUAACACCAGAUGAAAAACAGUCAUUUAAAUGGAAGACAAUAAUGUUUUUAGCUAAUUUCUGGGCCACCAUGGGCCUUCUUUAUUUCUUUGUUCUCCACCGAUUUUACUGUCGACCAUUAGCAUUUAGUGGUUUCUCUGUAUGUGAAUAUAUAAUCGGUUAUACAAACAUGGCAUAUCAUUUUACUGCCUAUCUAGAUUUUAAACAUUUAACAUUGGCUAUGGGAAGCUUGGAACCUGUUCAUUCUAAUGGCACCGUAUCCAAUAACAACAAGAAAAAAGAAUAAUAUCAUUGAUAUGAAGUCAUGGAACACUGGUGUUUUCCGAUAUUGUUGUACAAUAGAUCAAAGAUAAGAUGAGGAUUGAAUCAGAUCGGAAACAUUAAAGAAUUAAACCUCUUUGAUUGGAUCGUGAUAAGUAUUGAAUUGGGUUGAUCUUAUAUAUUUAUAUUAUUGAUAGGGCAGGGCUCUAUGUAUUAACAGAAAACAAUCACUGGUUUGAUUCUAAAAGCAAGAUGUUUCGACAAGUAUCCUCUUAUCUUUAUCAAAGUCAUCAAAAUUUUGUUCUGUUAAUGUGUUUCUCAAUCGCCAAAUGUCACUUCAAGAUUAGGCUUUAUACAAUUGAUUCAUUGUAGUUCGUAUCGUACCAUUAGUUUGUUAACGGAAGUCAGUUUCUUUAGUAACUUAAAGGGGAAGACAACGAUUUUCAACAAAGUUUCCAUAAAUUUUAAAUAUAUAUUCACGUGAUGUAAACAUUUAGCCAUGUGGCAUGAAUUGGCCCACAGCGUACUGUUCAAUAUGAGUGAAUUUACGCGACGGCUUUGUGUACUCUGCAUUAAAAAAAAAUAAUUUCCUUGUUUAUGUAAUCCUAAUAAACAGCCCCCUUGAUCUGGAGUUCGUCCAAGCGAACGAUGAGCCAUGAACAAAAUAGAGUGAUUAAUACAUCCCAAACUUGUAAGCUUACUAUAGAGACCAACGGUUUUAAUAAAAAUUAAUUUCUCGCUUACAAAAUUUUUUUGCUUGUGUUAUACAGGGGUUUAUUUCUGACUAUAAAUUUAAAAUUUAUGUAAACCUUAUUGAAAAUUGUUGGUCUUUGCCUUUAAAGUUUAAUUUUUGUCAUUAUGUAGAACACAAAAUCGGUUAUAUAUAUCUCAAAGCUGGUUCUAUCUAUAGAAGUAAAAUUACCAACAAACACUGAUUGUCAUUCCACAAAACAAAUCAACAUUAUUAAAUCAACCAUUUUAUUUUGGACCCAAAUUGAAGAGGUAUAGUACUAAGAUAUCUGUGAGUUUACUUGCACCAGAGACUUAUUUUCUGAUUAAUAUAACUUACUUUUAAACUACUUACAUGUAAUAAACACAAAAACAUAAUAUGCUACACAAUUACUAUUUUAAUUAAAGCAAUGUUUCAUUGAGAGUUACUUUAAUUAAAAUAGUAAUUGUGUUCCAUAUUAUACAUUUGUGUUUAUUAAGUACUAACUGUGGGAAUCAUAUGUAGGUAGCACAUAACUUAAUAGAGAAACAGCAAAAUCUUGCGUUUAUACUAAAUUACUAAAGAAAUGUGACAAAAAAUGUCUUUUGAGGUUACUUUUUAUCGUGACUGCAACUAAAUUUUAUGCACUAUGGAGGCUACCCGUUAUCUACUUCAUUUUGUUUUCGUUUUUAUGGAUUGAAUAGAAGUAUGCCCGUAUAUUUUUUUAUAUGAGAAUUCUCUUUAACAUUUUAUCAAUUUAGUACAAAUAUUUGGUGAAAUAAUGUGGAGACGAGUCUAUUGACAAGUGAUCAAAUCAUUAAUACAUACAUGAAAAAUAUAUUACCAAUAUUUGGUGCAAAGUGAAUCUAGAGAUCUGAUUUUCUUUAAAUGAUGAGAAAAUUGAAAUUGUUCUGGUGCAAUAAGUUAUUAAUUAGUAUAAGAGAUUAUAUAUCCGGUAGUUCCUAAAUUGUCUAAGAUUUUUCAGAUUUUAAGAAAACUGAUCAAUUAUCAUAUCUUCUCAUGUUCAUCACUGUAUAUAAAUUCAAAAUCAUUAGCCCUGUUCAAAUAUAAUUACUCUCUUAAUUCAGAUCAGUGUCCAAGUUUUCUGAAGAUAGUACCAGAAUAAAUGGCAAAUAGAGACUUCCAUAUCAUACACAUUAUAAAACAACAGUAGUCUUAAUAAAAAGCAUAUUAUUUCAAUAAAGAAUAAAAAUGAUAGAUUCAAUUGUAAGGUAUGGCAAGCUGAAUUUGCUGUCACUUUCUAUUGAUUUCAUGAGGCUUUUUUUUAUUUUUUAAUUGUCUCAUGAGAUCGGAAAGAUAACUCAUUGAUAGCAUCAACCUAACCUUUUUAUCUAUUUAGUAUUCUACAUGUAGAUUAUUAUCUGAAGAACACUUUUCGACCCUUAUUUUUAUUACAGAAAAGAAAUUAAAAACAAAUGGGGUUUAAUAUUGAACUUUUCUUCAUCGACUUGGUUAUGAAGAAGAUUCUUGGACUUGUUGUGAUAAGUUUAUAAAGGUGAUAAAUCAUAUUUUUGAACAGGGCUAUAAAAACAUUAUUUACUGGAUCAAUAUCAUAUAUAUGUGCAAUGUAAUGAAUAUAUAAGACUUUUUUAUUUACUGAAAAUUUUUGAUUUUAUUUUGAGAUUUCAUUAGACUUGCUUUAAUUUAUUUAAACUAUUGUCUUGUGAGGUUCCUCAAUGAAUCCUGUCAUGAGAAUUUGAUUUAAUGAGGGAAGAGAUAAAUGUUUAUGGAGUUCAAGUUGAAAGUGUUCCUGACAAAUUAUUGUAUAUGAUAAAAUAACCAGCAUAAUUUAAUGGGAGGAUAAUUAGGGCUUUUCCAUAUUUGAAUACCAGAGGGUAGGGAAUGAUUACCCCAACCACUUUUUGUAACUUCAGCCCAUGGUUUCAAACUCAGCCAUAUAUGCCAGUCAAGACAGUUUUUCUUUGAAUUUGACCAGAUUUUCUUGGGACCCUAAUGUUCCAUUUACACAGUCAGCCCCAGUCCCAGCUAACAAUAUAUGUAUUCUAUUAACUCUUGAGAAAUAAUUAAGGAUUUUUUUUUUCAUUUGGCCAGAAUUGCACCCAAAAUAUUACAAGUAUUUCUUUAGACUACCUCCACCAACAUAAUCCAGUUUAUCACUCAGCCCUUGUGGUAGUUUUUUUAAAAUGAAAUAUCUGUUGCAUUAGUCAGGGAAAUCAUCUUGCUAAAAAAAAAUAAACCCCAUACCUCAGUUUUUGCACAGUAAUUGUUCGUAAAGUUUUUCAAUAAGGACUAUUGCCACAAUGAGAUUAGUAACAAUCCUAUUACAUGGGCAUUAAGAUAAAACUGUUUAAAUUGAAAGCCGCAGACUGCCAUUUCAGUGAAUUCUAUUAAAGGCAUUUAUUAACUGGAUAGAGCAAUACUCAAAAACACAUACCUAUGGAAAACAGUUAUUUAUUUGGGCGAUGUGUCAAAGAUUAUUCUCUCAACGUUAUCAAGCUAAUGUUAAUGUUGAGAGAAUACCCUUCGAAACCUCACCGAAAUAGAUAAGUAGCUGUUUUUCCAUAAGCAUAUGUUUUUUUUAACUGAAAUAUUGUUAAGGUUGAAUGUCUAAAAGGGUGGUUCAAGUCAGUUCAGUAUUUAUAAAGAUACGAUGAAUUGACAAGUAUGUAUAGCUACAGACGGUAUGCAAACAAGCCAGCACCACCUAUGAGUGUCAGAUAAAAUCUUUUGAUGGACCUUUUUGUAAUCAAAUUUUAGUAUGGAUUAAGACGUGAAGACAAAAUGACAAUAUGUGGCUUUAAAUUUACUUUUAUCUUGACUAGCUUCACUUUCAGCAGGGUGUUUGAUAUUCUGCUUUCCUUGCAUGCUGGGAUUCAGCGAGGCAUGGCGUGUGAUUAUAGAGUAGUUCACUAAACUAUUGUUAUGUUACUUUUGCUUCUACUGAACUCAAAGCUUGUCUGAAAUAAAGAUACAUAACGAUUGUUUUGAGAUUUUGCAGGAUUUACAGAAUUUAUUAAAAAGAAUUUAUUAAACAGAAUUUAUUUAAAAUGAAUUUAUUAAAAAGAAUUUAUUACAAAUUUUACUUUAUAAACCUUAGAUAGGAAUCGAUUAUUUUAAAUUUGUGUAAUAGAAUUUAGUAGACAGUUAUGCAAGACAGGCAUUUAAAUAAAUACAUAAACAAUUGACCACCAUAGACUUGAUAUUUGUUUUGUACAUAGUUCAUUAUUAAUAAUAUUGAUAAUAGAAUUUCAAAGAAUUUAAUAAGAAAAGAAAAUGAAUACAGUUCAUUUGGGUCAAAACACUUCAAAAUAUACACAAAAAUUGUGAGAUUAUUGAUAAUUUUCAGAUUUGUUGGAAGAAAUGUCUUAAGUGAACAAAAUUAAUUGACUGGCAAAAUUUUGAACGUUUAAUUAAAAAGCCUGAGUAGAACUGUAAGUAUGUAGUUAACAUACUAUGUUUAUAUACUGUAGAUAUAAUUGUCAUAUAUUGUUAACAAUUAACAUACUUCUGUCAUAUAUCGUUCACUUAUAAAAAAUACUAUAUACAUUUCCAAUGGUUUACAUCUUAAAUUUGUACCAGUUUUUAACAAUCCACCAAUGAGAAGGUUGUAUCCUGGUUUAAGCUUCCAUGAAUAAGGACCCAGAAUUUCGUAGAAUUAGGGCAUAGGUAGUCCCUAAAUAGGAUUUUUGUUUAUAUAAUAUAUGUAAUAUAGACUUUAGAAAUUUAUAUAUAUAAUAUGUAAUACAGACAUUAGUGUUUGUAUAUUAUAUGUAAUACA
Patella vulgata (common limpet) is the source of this 5353-nucleotide messenger RNA. RefSeq names its product post-GPI attachment to proteins factor 2-like. NCBI's taxonomy places the organism in Eukaryota, Metazoa, Mollusca, Gastropoda, Patellidae. Gene Ontology annotation, cellular component: endoplasmic reticulum membrane; Golgi membrane. The transcript has 5 exons. Gene Ontology annotation, biological process: GPI anchor biosynthetic process. Bases 94 to 909 code for a protein of 271 amino acids. The record is from RefSeq and is a predicted model, not a curated record.